ACUUCUCGCCCCCGGAGUGGCGGAGUAUCGUCUCGUCUCCGAGAGCGCAAGAUGGCUGAGGUGACAGGUACGGGAAGUUGCUAACCGUCCCCGGGAUCCGCCUAAAUUUUCAGUCCGACCGCGGAGCCUAAUCGCGCGUUUGCGUUCGCGUCGCGUUACGAUGCUCGCGCACAUGAAAUCCGGCCGGGUUUAUCCGUACGGAGACGUCGACAGUCAGUACGCGUUAUAUCGUACCCCGCGAACGCAUCUCGCCUCGUAACUCGUACGUAGAUAUACAUACGUACAUAUUACAUUCGCGUGCGACCUGGUUUUUUUUCAUGCGAACUCUCACUCGGUUUCUCGACUCGCGGCUUUCGCCGAGCAUCGUCGUCUCUUCUCUCGCCUCGACAUCGUAUUGUGACAUCGGCGACGAAUCAUCCGAUCGAAUUCGUCGCAUGGUGAGACAAGUGCGUGCUGUUUGCCCGUAGAUAUUAAUACGUGCCGUUACGAUGGAGGCGAUAGUGGAAUAUAAUUAUGUGGCACAAGAGGACGAUGAGCUGACGCUGAGGAAGGGUGACAUCAUCACCGAGAUUAAGAUGAUGCUUGGCGGAUGGUGGGAGGGCACCCUGAGGGACAAGCGCGGCAUGUUUCCGGAUAAUUUCGUUAGGGUACUGGAUUCUUCUACAACUGGUAAUGGAAGUAACAGUGGCAGUAGCGAGACUGUAAAUAGUACAAAAUCUGAUAAAGUUACUUUGAGAAAUGGAUCUGGUAGACGCUUUUGCAAGGUUCUCUUCAGUUAUGAACCUUGUAAUGAGGACGAGCUGUCUUUAGUACCGCAAGAUUCGAUAGAAUUUUUAGGAAAGAUGGAGGAAGGAUGGUGGAAGGGUCGUCUCAAAGGUAGAGUUGGCGUAUUUCCUUCAAACUUUGUUUCCGCACCUGCUCCCGAAGAACAGGAGAGGCAUAAAGAACAAAGAGACAAAAAGGAAAUGUGUAGGGUACUCUUUCCUUAUGAAGCUGCUAAUGAAGACGAACUCACCUUGGUUGAGGGAGAUGUAAUUACACUUUUAUCCAAGGAUGCACCAGACAAGGGUUGGUGGAAAGGAGAAUUAAAAGGACAAGUGGGUUUAUUCCCUGACAAUUUUGUUGAGAUAAUUGAUGCAGAAAACGAAUCCCAGGAACAAGAAUCCCAGUGGCAUGAAGUAACAUCGCAAAGCAUAAAGUCAACCACUAGACAUUCCCAUCAAGCAAAGAAAGUCGAAAAAGCACACAUUAGAAAAAGUCUGGACACCAGCAAUGUACAUUCGAGUAAUAUAUCAGAUCAUUUCCCCGCCAUAGAUACUACCAUUAGAAAGAGCAUGUUGCCAGUAAUGGCCACCUCCGUGUCAACAUCGUCGGUGACGGCCACCGGAAGCGGAGGGGAUGAUAAGAAAGCGGCUGGCAGUCAUUCGAUUAUAUUAAGCCUGAAGCGUUUCGUGAGUGACGUGGGGAAUAAUAACGGUAUUGGCAACACGACAAGUGCUACUUCUGAAUGUCGUGAGGAAUUGGAUGGCGUAGAACGAGGAGAGGGCGCACCGCUUUCGCAUUUGACAGCUUCUCGCGCUAAAGCGCCUCGGCGACGUCCACCUUCGUCGCAACAUCUACGUCAUCAUGCCGCUGGAUCCACCAGCGUAAGCGCAUCCUCGACGCUCCCUUCUGUUCCUAGCACUCUUUUGGAGGAUAACUUGUCUAAUGGACGCACUGAAACAGAACAAAUACCGGAUGAAGAAACGGAUGGACUUGCAGUGAAAGCUAGGAGAAAAGCACCAUGGGUCGAGGAAUUGAAAAUAAAUCAGAUGGAAAGGAAAAAAACCGCCGCAGAUCGAAUCGAGAAGACUGGAAGUAAAAAGGAACGAUAUUUCUCACGAAUAGCAACGCAAGGAAAUGUCACGGAUUCCGUUAACAAACCGGAAAACGAUAAUGAUGAUGUCAAACCGAAAGUUAAAAGUCCUAGAGCCGAUACAAACCCGCAUGCUGACCAUAGUCCUGGCGUAUCAUCCGGACAACCGGCCUAUGUUCCAUAUGCCCUCUACAGCAAGCUAUUGGAAAGGGUCGCCGCGUUAGAGGAGAAACAAGCAGAAUUGCAGGUGACGGUAGGGCAGCUCUCCGAACAGCUUGUACCUCUUCUCGCAAACGCGUCGAUUAACAACAAAGUCUAAGAGGCGUAUGAAAGAAAAAUCGAUAAUAUAUUUAUCUGCCCAUAUUACUGUGUUGUUUUCUCAUUACACACUAAUGAGAAGAAGACUAAUACUGCUAUACUAGCGUAACGUUUAUUGCUCUAUUACUGUUGUUAUAUAUAUAUACGUAUUUAUUCAUUUGGUAGCAUUCAUUUAUUGUUUGCUCCGUCGACAGUAUUUGUGUGGGCCGGUUAAAAAAUGCACGCGACAUUCCAUACAUCAUUGUUCGCUUGUAAAAGUAUUUCCCUUUAACCCAGUUUUCGAUAAUUUAACAGAUCUCAUUGUAACUGCCGAAGUUUGUCAUCUAUCUUGAUAAUCAUCUAUUUAGAUAAUCAUAGCUGUUUUGAAAAUAACUACAAAACAUUCGCAAGCUCCAUAUAACUACUAUUUUCCUUGUAAAUUCACGACACAUAUCAAACACUUCAAACAUGUAGUGUAUAUUUGCACAUAAUCUAGAUUCUUAUGACGUGAACCAUCAUUCCCCACAUAUUAUCAAUAGCAUGAAAAAACUUGCGACAUAAAGUUUCGGAAAAAAAAGAGGAAAAGCGCAAGUGUCCUUCCAAGUGCCCAUGCUUUUCCUUUGCCAAUUUGCAUUUUAUUCAUUGUUUUAUGUUACUUAUUUUUACUCAUUUAUUUUAAUAGAAUUUACGAAAAGAUUGC
Molecule: messenger RNA, 2852 nt
Organism: Nylanderia fulva
Lineage: Eukaryota; Metazoa; Arthropoda; Insecta; Hymenoptera; Formicidae
Molecular function (GO): protein binding
Source: RefSeq, a predicted model, not a curated record